Molecule: messenger RNA, 1449 nt
Organism: Styela clava
Lineage: Eukaryota; Metazoa; Chordata; Ascidiacea; Stolidobranchia; Styelidae
Product: ATP-dependent (S)-NAD(P)H-hydrate dehydratase-like
Biological process (GO): metabolite repair
Molecular function (GO): ATP-dependent NAD(P)H-hydrate dehydratase activity
Source: RefSeq, a predicted model, not a curated record
AAAUGCCUUGAGAUAACAAUAUACUUUGGCUCCAUAUCACCACCUACGGUACCGGUAACUGUCCUAACUUGACUCGAUUCCGAGGUGUCUGCUGCAAAUAUCUUCGUUUGCUGCAAGCAUCGGUAACUGAAUUUGUAAAACAAAUGCUCGGGAAAGCUUGCCCUCUGUUUGCUCUUUGUUCUCCAGGACUAGGGUGUUCUUGCCCAAAGGAUUUCCGAAUUUUGGCAUAUGCGUUGAAACCAUUCUCAACUAUGUCACAAUUCUCGAGACUAUCAGAUGAUGAAAUAUUAAAGAAAAUUCAAAGCAUCAUUCCACCUCUCACGUAUGAACAACAUAAAGGGCAAUCUGGUUGUAUUGGCAUCAUCGGAGGCAGUGAGGAAUACACUGGAGCUCCAUAUUUCGCAGCUAUAUCAGCAUUGAAACUGGGUGCUGAUUUAGCCCAUGUAUUUUGCUCGAGAUCUGCAGCUCCUGUAAUCAAAUCGUACAGCCCUGAACUUAUUGUCCAUCCAUUUUUAAGUGAUGAUGAAGCAAGCGAUCAAAUGAAGGAAUGGAUUCCAAGGUUACAUGCUGUUGUAAUAGGUCCUGGACUUGGUAGAAAUCCUAAAAUAUUCAAAACAGUUUUGUCUAUUAUGGAAGAACUAAAAAAACAAGAAAAACCUUUGGUGAUUGAUGCUGAUGGGUUGUUCAUGAUCACAAAUAACCUUGAAGCAGUGAAAGAAUAUAAAAAUGUUAUCUUGACUCCGAAUCAGGUGGAAUUUGAAAGACUUUGUCAUGCAGUGGGAUGUGACACCAAUUCAGACAUUGAUGAGAAACAAUUAACAUUGUCAGUCAGUAAAUUAUUAGGAGGAUUGGUCAUUGCCAGGAAGCAUCGACAUGAUAUUAUCACUGAUGGAGUCGAUGUCCUUGAGGUCAAAGCAAAUGGAAGCCCUCGAAGAUGUGGAGGCCAAGGUGAUCUUCUGUCUGGUGCAGCAGCAGUGUUUUUCCAUUGGUCACUGAAAACAUCUUUCGGUCAAAAAUCUAGAGAAGUUUCAGGAUCUCACCCAGGAGUUCUAGGUGGAUAUGCUGCCUGUUUACUUUCAAAACUUUGUGCUGAAUCUGCUUUCGGAAAAUAUGGACGUUCAACUACUACCACCGAUCUCAUCAAUGAAAUACACUUUAUAUUUCAGAAGCAUUUUGAAAAACAUACUCAAAAACUGUAAUUUUGAAUUUCAUGUUGACUCUGAGGAAGUGUCGGGCUCAUGAAUUUAGCACCAGACAUGACAAAAAGGGUUCCAAAUUUGUUCCGCAUGUAUAGAUUGAUGCCUAAAUCAAAAGUUGAAUUUUUGAUGCGUAUCCAAGAUAUUUUGUAGAGGAAAUAGAACAUUCAUUUUGAAUAAUUCUGGUGUUUAAUUUUUCAAUAUGGAUUUAAAUUCUACAAUUAAUGAACAUCACUACUUGGUUUAGUCAUGA